AUGCUUCGAUCAAAAGCCGUUGGACACUUGAGGGUACUCGGCAGGCAGUCUUAUAGUCUCAAAUUGACAGAUCAGAAGUCACACAUACCAUCACGGUCUUCGGAUCUCAAUACACAUUUCAAAGAUGAGGAAGAGCUUUCAAGUGUUCAAGAAAGAGCACUAUUUGGAGCAGUCUUCAAUAAGCUGAUGAUGAGGGAGGAGCUACGUAGCAAAAACUCUGAGGAAGUUUUAUCUCAAGCAGCCGCAAUUCAACCGGAUGUAACAACAGCUCACAAGGAAGAAGGACGUGGUCUACAAGUUGUGUUUGAGAAAAAAUCACAGGAAAUCAGACCGGAGGAUAGGAAGCUUUUCGACUUCUUUAAGAAUACCAGCGGUAGUACGCAAUUGGGAGACAUUGGCGAGUCAGCCAAACUGACAACGGAUGAUAUAAGGAACUAUCCUGUAUCACUUAUCUCAAGCAUGUUCUCUGAUGCAGAGGAUGUGAAAGUGCCGGAAAGUGAAAAGGCUAGCAGAGAGCUUGCUAAUGCUGAGAAAGCGCCGAUUUCAGAGGAUGAGUUUGGCCUAAAGGCAGACUUCAAACUAAGAAUGAACAAAGAAGUUUUGGAGACUUUGAAAGCGAAAGAAAGCUUUAAAGCUGCUAUGCAGACAGCCAUGGAGCCCUAUUUAACGUCAAUCUUUUCGCAGAUCGAGACAGACUAUGAUCUUUUCGUCCUGGUACGAAAGCUGUUAAAAUCCUAUGUGGAUAGAGACAAGACGCUGGACAACAAUAACUACAAGUCAUCCUCGGAGAUAGUGCAACACAUAAAAGAACAGUGCCUGAAAAACUCCAAAGAGCUACCGCGACCAUUGGGUGUGUCCCUUCCAUAUACGCUGGUAGAACUUUUCACUUCCGAAGAGCUAAACUUCCCUUCCGAGAGAAAGUUCUCACUGAUCUCCUAUAUCUACCAAGAGUGCAAGAAAGACAUCUCGCUGUAUCUGAACGUCUGCAAUGUCGACUUUUACAAUCUCCUUUUGCGACUCUCCUGGGAUAACUACCGCGAGAUUUAUCAGCUCAAGCAAUUGACCACCGAGAUGAGCAUAAAUGGCAUACGUGGCGAUCUUUACACUAUCGAGAUCCUGGACAAGAUUGCGCAUGAUCUCAGACACAUCAACGACGGGAUUCUCAACGAAGAUACAGGCUCCAUGCAGGGAAAUCCGCUGACAGUUGGGGUCGUGUGGUGUCGAGAAAAUAGCACAGAUCUGCAGCUUGUCGAGAAUUAUCUCAGAAAGCUGAAAGAGAAUUUAGCUUAG
This is a messenger RNA of Torulaspora globosa, 1290 nucleotides long. RefSeq names its product Mtf2p (gene MTF2). Bases 1 to 1290 code for a protein of 429 amino acids. The transcript has a single exon. NCBI's taxonomy places the organism in Eukaryota, Fungi, Ascomycota, Saccharomycetes, Saccharomycetales, Saccharomycetaceae. The record is from RefSeq and is a predicted model, not a curated record. Gene Ontology annotation, cellular component: mitochondrion.